Messenger RNA from Iphiclides podalirius (scarce swallowtail), 201 nucleotides. The record is from the annotation of a GenBank genome assembly. Lineage: Eukaryota; Metazoa; Arthropoda; Insecta; Lepidoptera; Papilionidae.
AUGAACACUUGUAUUGCCUGCGUUUCCCUGUAUCAUGCAUCUACAACAGCUAUUACGCAGAGCUCUAGGGGCCAGCCCGACGCCGACUUCGACCCCUUCGGGCUGGAUCGGUUCCUGAGCGAGGCCAAGAGGGCGGACAAGUCCACCCGCAAACGGGACCACCACGACCGGCACGACGCGCACGGCAAGAAGCGCCGCGAC